UUAUAUAAGAACCGACAAAAAAGAAGUCUAAGAAGAAGAAAAAAAAAAGUUGAACAAUGAGUUCUUCGUCUUCCUCUUCUUCUUCUUGGUCUCGCAGUAAAUGUCUUGAUUCAGAAUUUAUGUUCGGGCAAAGGGAAGUAAAAAGAAUCUUGAUUCUGUUUCUUUGUUUGUCUGCUUCAUGUCUUGUUUUAUACAAAGCAGCUUAUCCUCUGCAACGACUUAGUGUCAACAAUCUCAGUUCUCUUGUCGCUUCUCCCUCCUCUCCACCAUUGCCAAAUAUCAACUCAUCAGAGAUUUCUCAAGAAACAGCCAAACCAAAGAUCAGUUUCAAGGGGAUUUUGGAGAAUGCUACAAUGAAGAACAAUACAGUGAUUAUAACGACACUGAACCAAGCUUGGGCAGAGCCAAACUCUUUGUUCGAUCUUUUCCUAGAGAGUUUUCGUAUCGGGCAUAUUGAGUAUACUAGUCUCUAAUACUUAGAUAGAAACAGAGGCUUUGCUUAUACUCUUCUAUAUACUUGUAUAUAAACAACCACUUGUACAUUUUUCACUAAUUAAUGAAAUACAGUUUAAAUU
Messenger RNA from Raphanus sativus (radish), 575 nucleotides. RefSeq lists its product as uncharacterized. The transcript is spliced from 2 exons. Lineage: Eukaryota; Viridiplantae; Streptophyta; Magnoliopsida; Brassicales; Brassicaceae. The record is from RefSeq and is a predicted model, not a curated record. The coding region runs from base 57 to 473 and encodes 138 amino acids.